Messenger RNA from Penicillium daleae, 855 nucleotides. RefSeq names its product class I SAM-dependent methyltransferase. NCBI's taxonomy places the organism in Eukaryota, Fungi, Ascomycota, Eurotiomycetes, Eurotiales, Aspergillaceae. Bases 1 to 855 code for a protein of 284 amino acids. The transcript is spliced from 3 exons. The record is from RefSeq and is a predicted model, not a curated record.
AUGACUUCCCUAACAUCACAAUGGGCAUGGUCUCUUUUUGAGCCGACUUUGAUGCUAAAGUCAGCCAUAUAUCACUAUUUGAAAACGGUCUUCUCCGCCGUAGUGAAGGGAGAUAUACCCAUGUCCGCGAGCCAAUGGCAGAAGAUACGCGGAACGGCAUUUUCCUCUCUUUGGCUUGAGUUUUCUGCUCCCAAGCCUCCUGGCACACCUCCAUCUCUCUCAGCGGGUCUGAUUCCCCCAAUACUUGCCCAAGCAACGGGCAUCGUCUUGGAGGUUGGACCCGGAAGUGGCUCGCAAAUGUCAUCUCUAAAGGGGCCCCAAAUCACCAAGAUAUAUGGUGCCGAGCCAUGCAUCGAGCUUCAUGAGAAGCUCCAGUCACAAGCAAAUGACCAAAAUCUGCAUGAACGGUAUCAAAUUCUCGCUGCGGGCGCAAGCACCGAUCAAUUAGUCAAGGAGCUUCUCCGCGGUGGAUUUAUUACCUCCUGGGAAGAAGGCGACACUCUUUUUGACACCAUCAUUUGCGUUCGAGCUCUAUGCAGCAUUUCGGAUCCACAGACCGCUGCAUCCGAGCUCUAUAAACUUUUGCGGCCAGGAGGACGUAUGCUGAUUUGCGAACACGUCGCCAACCCAUGGACAAAGCCCAAGGGAAGUAUUGUGGCCCGAAUCUUUCAGCAAUUAUACAUGAUAUGUGGUUGGGCGUUUUUCAUUGGUGAUUGUCGAUUGAACCAGGAUACAGCUCAAAUUUUGGUGAAGGCCGCACAGGGGGAUGGCGGGUGGGCCGAGAACAAUUUGGAGAUGGCUGCGUCAUUUUCGACUUUCCCAUACUUGCAUGGCGUGCUUGUCAAGAGAAGCUGA